AUGGCUGACUCCAAGAGAGCAACUGAUAAAAGCAUGGUACUGUCAGAGGAGACUGCUGACAUUGAGAAGGAUGCUUCCGACGACAUCGUGUCCAAGAAUAGGACCGCAGAUGAUGAAAGCAAGUUUCCCACUGGCCUAGCGUUAUGGUCGAUACUAGGUCCUGUUACAAUCGCCUACUUCCUGGUGUUCCUCGAUAUGUGUGUCGUGUCUACCGCAACCCCAGCCAUCACCCAGCGGUUUAAUUCUCUGGUCGACGUCGGCUGGUAUGGUGGUGCGUACCAGCUCAGCAACUCUGCUCUUCAGCCGCUCACUGGUAAAAUCUACAGCCAUUUUAACAUCAAGUGGUCCUUCCUUCUCUUUUUCUUCAUCUUCGAGCUCGGAUCUGUCAUCUGUGGAUCCGCCGUCUCGUCGCCUAUGUUCAUUGUCGGCAGAGCAAUUGCCGGCGCUGGCUCGUCAGGUAUUGGGAACGGCGCUUUGACUAUCAUCUCGGCCGUGCUACCGGUUAGGAAGCAAGUUCAGUUCCUGGGGAUCAAUCUAGGCAUCGGCCAACUCGGUAUCGCCUUGGGUCCCAUCAUUGGCGGUGCAUUCACUCAAAAUAUCUCGUGGCGUUGGUGCUUUUACAUCAACCUUCCUAUUGGUGGUGUCCUGGCCAUUCUGCUGUUCUUCUUCACGAUUCCUGAGCCGACCAAUAAGUUGCCGCCCAGACAAGUCCUCGGCACCGCGAUCAAGUCUCUAGAUCUUCCGGGCUUUUUGCUUAUUAGCCCGGCUGCCGUCAUGUUCUUGCUUGCACUACAAUACGGCGGGACUGUGUACUCAUGGAAUAGUUCCGUUGUGAUCGGCCUUCUGGUCGGCGCCGCCGUCACCUUUGUUCUCUUCCUUGCCUGGGAGCACCACCAGGGAGAUGACGCCAUGGUACCUUUUGCAAUGAUCAAAAAGCGGAUUGUGUGGUCUGCUGCGGGUAACUUAUUUUUCCUUCUUUGUGCCAUUUUGGUGGCCGAAUACUACCUCGCCAUUUACUUCCAAACCGUGCUCGACAAUAGACCUAUCAUGAGCGGUGUACAUUUGCUACCAACGACUUUAGGCUUGGUCUUCUUCACCAUGCUCUCCGGAAUGAUGACCGAGAUCUUCGGUUAUUAUCUGCCCUGGAACCUAGGAGGAAGCGCCCUAGCCGCCAUUGGCUAUGGUGUCAUGUCUACGAUCAAGCCCACGACUUCCUCCUCAAAAUGGAUUGGUUAUCAAAUCCUCUAUGGUGUUGGUAGUGGGGCUAUGACCUCAGCACCCUAUGUAGCUAUUCAAAACCUUGUGCCCCCUCCACAGAUACCUAUUGCAAUGGCUAUCAUCAUCUUCUGUCAGAACAUGGGCGGCGCCGUCUUCCUAAUUGCUGCCAAUUCCAUCUUCACCAACGGCUUGCGUGAGGAGCUUCAGAAGCACAUCCACGAAAUUGGCGUCCAACCAGACAUCAUCCUUACCACUGGACUCACUUCAAUACGAAGUCUUGUCUCUGGUGAUGCGCUCACAGCCGCACUCAAGUGCUAUACCAACGCAAUUAGUCACGUCAUGUAUCUCGGUAUCGGGGUCAGUGUAGCCACAUUUGCGUUUGGCUGGGGCCUAGGAUGGGUUGACAUUCGGAAAGUGAAGCAGUUGCAGACCAUUCAGGCAAAUUCUGUUCUGGUUGUGCCGGAGAACAAGAAGGACAUAGACUCCAUCGCCAAAACGGGGAACAUUGAGUAA
Penicillium maclennaniae is the source of this 1731-nucleotide messenger RNA. RefSeq names its product MDR family MFS transporter. Gene Ontology annotation, biological process: transmembrane transport. Lineage: Eukaryota; Fungi; Ascomycota; Eurotiomycetes; Eurotiales; Aspergillaceae. Gene Ontology annotation, molecular function: transmembrane transporter activity. The transcript has 5 exons. Bases 1 to 1731 code for a protein of 576 amino acids. The record is from RefSeq and is a predicted model, not a curated record.